CAAAUCCCGCCUCUAGAUGGCAUCAAAGUUUUCCUCUUGCUAAAAUUCAUCAGCUCCUCAUCCACUGGUCUAGACGGGGAUUUGCUAUAUAUCUCCUCAAUACCUAAGCUUGGAUUCGGUAAAGACAAACACAUUGGUACGUACAAGCCAGUUUUCUUAUAUAAUUCGUUUGAAUUUGGCCUUGUGAAGUUCUUAAUGUUAGCACUGAUACUUGGAGAUGGGUCACUUGAUUGGUUGACGGAGUAUGAUCAAGAAGGAAUAUGCAAGGUAUUAUCUUUCGAACUUCACACUGAAACAUUCCAAGUAAUCUGCAACGCUCCAAUUCCCCUUGUAUUUUACGCUUCCAGAUGGCAACAUCAAGGCAUGGAGGAAAGUGCAUUCAAUAGAUCUUACCAAAAAUUUGGAUUG
Molecule: messenger RNA, 408 nt
Organism: Eruca vesicaria subsp. sativa (arugula)
Lineage: Eukaryota; Viridiplantae; Streptophyta; Magnoliopsida; Brassicales; Brassicaceae
Source: the annotation of a GenBank genome assembly